UUGGCAUAUCUCUCCUGAGUAAAAAAAACAGAGGCAUCACCAAACAAAAUGACAGCAUGCUGACUAAAAUUAUUUUGGUGAUUUCUGCAUAAAAAUGCGUGGGGCAGAGAAAUGUCGACUCUUUUCCAGACAGUUUUUACCGAGAGCGGAAACGAACUCGCAUACGUCUCAAGGGACCUGUUUUCCUCUAUGCUAAUUUGCGCGCGUGAGUCCUGGCAAGGCUUUGGCCUGUGGCCUCGCAGAUGUAGCAUCAGAUGGCUGAAGCAAGUGGCCCGGAAGGAGCAAUGUGGGCAGCUGUAUGGAAACCAUGCCAUGGAGCAGUGCACACCACUCGACUGAUCUGAACACGCCAUGCUGUUCUUGAGAGUCUUCGAGAAUUAUUAAGAUGUAGACGGAGGCGUAUGUGAUCAAGGGCAGGGUUGGACCUUGAGGA
Molecule: messenger RNA, 433 nt
Organism: Linderina pennispora
Lineage: Eukaryota; Fungi; Kickxellomycota; Kickxellomycetes; Kickxellales; Kickxellaceae
Exons: 2
Coding region: 112-339 (75 amino acids)
Source: RefSeq, a predicted model, not a curated record